Molecule: messenger RNA, 1178 nt
Organism: Rubroshorea leprosula
Lineage: Eukaryota; Viridiplantae; Streptophyta; Magnoliopsida; Malvales; Dipterocarpaceae
Source: the annotation of a GenBank genome assembly
CGAUUGAAACCAUCUCCUCUCUCUGAAAGCUCGUCGGACGGCCGGCUGAUUUUUUCUCUUUUUUUUUGAGCUUUGCUGCUUGAUCGUCCUUCCAUGGCGACGAGAAACCGGACACUGCUGUACAAGAAGCACAGAGCCGCCGUGAAGACUGUUCGCGCUCCUCCGUCGUCGUCUUCAGCCUCCGGUUCCAACGGUCCGGUUAUUGAAAUGGUGAACGCUUCUUUUCUUCGCUCUAAUCGUUCCUCCUAUACUCCUCUUAGCACCGAAGACUAUCCCGGUCCUUCCAUAAUUCAGCGAGCACAGGUGAAGAUGGCUGAGUUUGUUAAGGCUCAUGCCAAGGCUUUGAUGCCCUCAUUUGGGGAUGGAAAAGAGGAUCAACACGCAAUUGAGGUUCUAACCAAGGAGAAUACGGAUCUAUUAAGAAAGUCUGAGAAGAGAUUACAGAAACUUUCUGGAAGUGGUUCUGCUGAGGAUUCAAAUAUUAGAAAGAAUGUACAGUGUUCUCUUGCAACUGACCUUCAAAACCUAUCAGUGGACCUGCGAAGAAAACAGUCAACUUAUUUGAAACGAUUGCAGCUGCAAAAACAGGGACAAGACGGGGUUGACAUAGAGAUGAACUUGAAUGAGAACAGAUCUAGAUUGGAAGAUGAUGAGUUUGGUGAUAUGGUAUGUUAUGCUGCUAUUUAUCUUUGCUGUAAUUUGUAACACAUCGAAUAGGACUCAGCAUCUUUUAGUGUGCUAAGAAUUUAGAGAUUUAUCCACCAAAACUUGCAGUGCUCAAUCGUGCUGUAGUAAUUUAGGUAAGAAGAAGCCUGCAAGAGUUAGGUUUAUAGUCAUGACUCGAGCCGAAAAUAACUAUUUUUAUGAAACCUGACUCAUAAGUUACAUUUUGACAAAGUUGUGUGUGUUUGUGAAAGUAUUUUGGGUUGAAUUUAUGGUCACUAUUUUGUGCUUCAUCAUGCUAGUCCUCUUGAUACUCAAACAGUUAUUUUUGUGAUCAUAUUACAUUUUUUUUUGUGAGUAGCCCCAUUAACCUGCUAAUUUUACACAAUUCAUCACACGCAUUUUAUCUGCAGACAACCAAGGCAGCAUCAAAGGACUAUUGUGACAUACACCAUAUAUCCACAUAGAUUGGUGGGAAUUUGUAUAGAUUUUUAUACCAUAGUUUCUUCUGAAAA